AUGCCUGCCCAAGCUCAGGCAAAGCGUCGUUCCGCACCUCAACCGGAAGAGAAGCCUGCUAAACGGACUCGAGUCUCACGAGCAUGUGACCAAUGCCGUGUCGCUCGUGAGAAGUGCGACGGAGUACAACCAACGUGCUCUACCUGCUCAGGAACGUCAAGAGAAUGCUCGUACACUGCCAACCCUAAGAAAAGAGGCAUUCAGCCUGGCUACAUUCGCACCCUCGAGUUAGCACUUGCGUACCUGUUUCAGCGGAAUCCCGAAAACGAAACUGCCCUCAAUGAGAAGCUAGCGCAGGGAGGAUCGUCUUCGCUACUGUUAGGUCGUGGCGACUCAAAAGAGUCGAACAAGCUUCACAGAAGAUGGCGGAAAGCAAAAUUCUACACCGACGUUGACAGGCUACUAUCUGGAGGAGAAACUUCGCGUCAUGAACAGACUGCAGCAGCUUCACCUCAUACUAGUGAUGAGGGUUCUGGGGUAGAGGAGGCUUUCGCUGCACAUGCUAGCCGUACACAGGAUCACAUUGGCUACCCACAGGACGAUAUAGAGUCUCCGAGUCUUGGUCAGCUUGUAGGAGCACCGCCUGGACCACUAGUAGAGGAGACUAUCUCAACAACCAUGCCGCCAGACAGCUGGAAGCUCUUGGAGGUCUACUUCGCCAAUAUUCAAUCCUGGCUUCCAAUCUGCGAGAAGCAUGACAUCCUGAAGACCGCCUACGACUACCCUACACAAGGACUCUCUAGCAAAUCCAACCGGCCCGAUUCGGGCUUGUAUGCCGAGUUGUGGAGUGUUUUGGCGGUAGCCUCACUAUAUGGAGUAAGCACAACGAAUCACGAUCCGUUAAAUUCUUCGUCAGCAAGGCCUGCUAAGCUGUAUGAGAGUGCUAAAUCCCUGGUACCAAACGAACUGGAUCGUUUCGACAUGGGUUGCAUCAAGGCGCUUCUCAAUUUGGUCGUGUUCAACAUGGCGCGAGGGCAGAGUGGAGAAGCAUGGCUGCUUGUUGGAUGUGCUUCGAGGGUCUUGGAGAGCGUGAACCAACUAACACUGAUGGGCAAUCCCAGGCACAAGCAUGUUUAUUAUGGCUGUUUCUUACUCGACAGCAUGCUAGCUCUCCAGCUCAAACGGCGUCCACAUUUUCGAAGGAGCGAUUUGGAACAUCUCGGAACGAUUGACGAAGACGGCCUGGAAGAGUGGCAGCCAUGGUCCGGCUUUCUCGACCCCUCACAUGCAGGAAGAAGAGCGCCGUUGCUCUCACUCAGCAUUUUCAACAGUGUUAUUGAACUUGUUGAUCUACUCAUCAGUAUCGAGCAGCCAUCUACAAGGCACAUUCACAAGGACGCUGUCGAAUGUCUUGAACGGUGGAGGGCGAUGCUUCCUACAAAAUUAGCUCACAUAUGCACCGGCAACGGUUUCUCCGUCCUUACUCCACCGGCUGCCCUGCUCUUGGCGACAUACCAUUACGCCUCAUUCGCUUGCAGUCCGUCCGAUGCAAGCUUCCACCGGUUAUUGGACGUCUUGGAUCGAUGUUUCGAGCAUCCAACUUCCCAAUGCCUGCCACCAACAAUCCGAUGUCUACUAGACGUUGCGAACAGGCAAGCUGCGCAACUUGUUCUGCAUGACGUAAAUCGCAUGCGCCUGGAAAGACUGCGGGAGAGAAACAUAGCUGACUUCAAUGCACAACACCAGACACAAGUGCUUGAGAGCACAGUCAUGCCUCUCAGACAGCAUACAACUGAUGUACAGAUGUCAUCUGCAGCUUCAUUGCAGACUCUGUUUUCGGACGCGUAUCCUAUAGCUCAGCCAGCGGCCACCCCUCACCAUGCCUUCUUUCCCGGUCCUAGUCACUCGCAAAUCGAUCCUCGGUGUCCGGAACCCACCAGCGAUUUAGAAAGCUUCUUCGACGAACUGGCUUCGCUAGACAGCGCAACCAGAUCGGAUACCCAACCGCAGUUUAUGCAAAAUCUAGGUUUCGGUCCAGACGCAAGCAUGGCUGAUUUGUUCAGCGAAUAUAUACCUAUGCAGUCGUCGAGUUUUAUCACACGAGACGAGUCCGCGCCUGCCAAUCUAGAUCAAUACAACUUCUACGAUGCGAGUUGA
This is a messenger RNA of Alternaria burnsii, 2097 nucleotides long. RefSeq names its product quinic acid utilization activator. Bases 1 to 2097 code for a protein of 698 amino acids. NCBI's taxonomy places the organism in Eukaryota, Fungi, Ascomycota, Dothideomycetes, Pleosporales, Pleosporaceae. The transcript has a single exon. Gene Ontology annotation, biological process: positive regulation of transcription by RNA polymerase II; DNA-templated transcription. Gene Ontology annotation, molecular function: DNA-binding transcription factor activity, RNA polymerase II-specific; DNA binding; zinc ion binding. The record is from RefSeq and is a predicted model, not a curated record.